Molecule: messenger RNA, 474 nt
Organism: Onthophagus taurus
Lineage: Eukaryota; Metazoa; Arthropoda; Insecta; Coleoptera; Scarabaeidae
Source: RefSeq, a predicted model, not a curated record
AUGUUGCCGGUUAUUGAACAAUUGCUGCCAAACUUAGAAAAUCCUAGUAUAAUUAUCCUUGAUAAUGUAUCUUAUCAUCCAAAAUUAAUCCAAAGAAUACCCGCUACUACAUGGCGCAAGGAGGAACUUCAAAGUUUUUUAAAAGCUAACAACAUUGCAUAUAAUUCUAAUAUGCUUAAAAUGGAACUAUAUGCGUUAGCUAAAGAUGCCCAAGUUACCCAAACGUAUGAAAUUGAUGAAUUGGCGAAUGAGUGGGGCCAUAAAGUGCUUCGAUUGCCACCUUAUCAUUGCCAAUUCAAUCCUACUGAAUUAGUUUGGGCAAAAUGUAAACUUUUUUACAACCAGCAUAGUGAUAGAGAUGGAUAUGGUGAUGAUAAGGUUUUGGCAAUGUGGUCAGAGGCUUUGUCACGCGUAAACGCAGAGGAAUGGCGUCAUUACAUUAAUCACGUUGAGAAAGAAAUGGAGUCUUUCUGA